Messenger RNA from Cajanus cajan (pigeon pea), 2309 nucleotides. Its product is annotated as AAA-ATPase At4g30250. Gene Ontology annotation, molecular function: ATP binding; ATP hydrolysis activity. The record is from RefSeq and is a predicted model, not a curated record. NCBI's taxonomy places the organism in Eukaryota, Viridiplantae, Streptophyta, Magnoliopsida, Fabales, Fabaceae.
GGGACACAUCAAGAGAGAUAAGAAGAGAGAAAAGACAAGUGAUUAAUAUGAUACAAAAUAACGAAAAAUAAAAGAUGUGAUUUGUGUGUUUAUAACUUAUAGAUCCAAAUAUCAUCCCUCAAAAAACAACAAUCGAAAGUUGUAUUGUUUUGGUCCAUAACAAUUGAAAGGUUGAAGCUGAAACUUUGGCAAUUAGCAAAAGCUUUCGAUUUUAUGUGAUUUUGGUUUUUGAGCCCACAAAAGGAACUAAAACCCUUCAUGCGAUUCCAGGGUAGAAAACAGGGAGGGAGCUGUGGUGAACAAAAAUCUGCAUUUUGUGAGAUUCUGUAGGCAUGGCAAUGCAUGUAUAGCGGCGAGGCUAUGGGCAUAAACCCCUAACAACUCAAUUAUCACAUUCACACAUCUUCUUCAAACGAACAAAGCAAAAAGCAGAAAAGCAAAGUGGUCGGCUUCAUCACCAUCUUUACCUUUUACUUUUGGCUACUCUACCAUAUGCCCAAUGACUCUUUAACCAAAACCCUACCCUUUAUCAGAACCAUGUUCCUGCUUUUACGCACCGUAUAAGAACCCCAAACCCAAACCAUUCAAUUCCAUUUCCAUUUUUCAUUUUCCACUUCCACCAAUUCUCAAUCAAGCAAAACACAAAAACACACAAAAAUGGAAAUAUUAUCACAAAUGUGGUCUCUGUUAGGGUUACUCACCGUGCUGCAAAACGUUCUCCCGUCGCAGCUCCUCGCAUUGCUCCACUCCUUAUACGAAUCUCUCCAAGACCUUCUCUCUCCGUACUCCUACUUCGAGAUUCCCGAGUUCAACGGCUACUGCGGCGUCGACCUCAACGACCUCUACCGCCACGCGCACCUCUACCUCAACGCCGCCAACCACGCCCCCGCCGCCGCCUGCCGCCGCCUCACGCUCUCCCGCUCGCCCUCCUCCAACCGCAUCUCCUUCGCCGUUGCGCCCAACCACACCGUCCACGACGCCUUCCGCGGCCACCGCGUCACGUGGACGCACCACGUCGACACCGCGCAGGACUCGCUCGAGGAGAAGCGCAGCUUCUCCCUCCGCCUCCCCAAGCGCCACCGCCACGCGCUCCUCUCCCCCUACCUCGCGCACGUCACCGCACGCGCCGAGGAGUUCGAGCGCGUCUCGCGCGAGCGACGACUCUUCACCAACAACACCACCGGGUCCGGGUCCUUCGAAUCGGGUUGGGUCUCCGUCCCCUUCCGUCACCCUUCAACGUUCGAAACCCUCGCCCUCGAGCCCGAACUCAAAAAAACCAUCAAAAACGACUUAACGGCGUUUGCCCAGGGUAAAGACUUUUAUAACCGAGUGGGCCGGGCCUGGAAGCGUGGGUAUUUACUCCACGGCCCACCGGGCUCGGGUAAGUCCAGCUUAAUAGCCGCUAUGGCUAACUUCCUCUGCUACGACGUUUACGAUUUGGAACUAACCAAAGUCUCUGAUAACUCCGAGUUACGGUCGUUACUUAUCCAAACGACAAACCGUUCUAUUAUUGUCAUCGAAGACAUUGACUGCUCCGUUGACUUAACGGCAGACAGGACGGCGAAGAAAACGCAAGCGUCUAAACUGUCGUUAAAAAGUAAAAAGCCUCAAACGGCGUCGUUUUCGCGGUGCGAGGAGAGUGGGCGAGUGACGCUUUCGGGGCUUCUGAAUUUCACGGACGGGUUGUGGUCAUGCUGUGGCGAAGAGAGGAUUGUGGUUUUCACUACGAACCAUAGGGACAGUGUGGACCCGGCGCUGGUGCGGUGCGGGCGCAUGGACGUGCACGUGAGCCUGGGCACGUGCGGGGUGCACGCGUUCCGCGAGCUGGCCAGGAACUACCUCGGCGUGGAGUCGCACGUGCUGUUCGAGGCCGUGGAGGGGUGCAUUCGUUCGGGUGGGUCCCUCACGCCCGCGCACGUGGGGGAGAUCUUGCUGCGGAAUAGAGGGGACGCUGACGUCGCAAUGCGGGAGGUGCUGGCGGCCAUGCAGGCCCGGAUGCUGGCGGCUGCGGCCGCGGCGGAGCAGACCGAGAGCGAGGAGGCCGCGGGGGUGAGGUCGCCGGAGAGCGUGCUGCUGAUGGGGUCGCCGGAGAAUUGGGACGCGUUGAGUGGCAAGAAGCGGAAGGAGCAGCAUGGCGGUGGGAAUAAUUGGGACAAGAAAGUCAAGUUUUUCGUCAGGUUGAGGUCGUUGACCAGAUCUGACCCUGGUAGAUGAUCAUCAUCAUCAGUUUUUCUUUUUCUUUUUUUUUUGGAUGAAUUAUGUAGCUUUGUUAUGUGUUUUGUGAUUAGUGUUUUUUUUUUUUUUGUAAA